Messenger RNA from Callithrix jacchus (white-tufted-ear marmoset), 962 nucleotides. RefSeq names its product ARF like GTPase 6 interacting protein 4 (gene ARL6IP4). Lineage: Eukaryota; Metazoa; Chordata; Mammalia; Primates; Cebidae. The record is from RefSeq and is a predicted model, not a curated record.
AUGGCUCACGUGGGCUCCCGCAAGCGCUCGAGGAGUCGCAGCCGGUCCCGGGGGCGGGGAUCGGAAAAGAGAAAGAAGAAGAGCAGGAAGGACACCUCAAGGAACUGCUCGGCCUCGGAAUCCCAAGGUUGCAAGGGCAGCGCGGCCCUUGGGGCGGAGGAGAGAAGCAAGCACAAGGCCCGGAGACCACGAUCCAGCUCCUCCUCUUCUUCCGGUUCUUCUAGCUCUUCUUCCUCCUCGUCCUCCUCCUCGUCCUCCAGUGGUGGCCGGAAGAAGCGGGGGAAGCACAGGGACAAGAGGAGGAGGAGGAAGAAGAAGAAGAAGAGGAAGAAGCUGAAGAAGAAGGGCAAGGAGAAGGCGGAAGCACAGCAGGUGGAGGCUCUGCCGGGUCCCUCACUGGACCAGUGGCACCGAUCAGCUGGGGAGGAAGAGGAUGGCCCAGUCCUGACAGAUGAGCAGAAGUCCCGAAUCCAGGCCAUGAAGCCCAUGACCAAGGAGGAGUGGGAUGCCCGGCAGAGUGUCAUCCGAAAGGUGGUGGACCCUGAGACGGGACGCACCAGGGGACCUGCCUAUUCCUUGCUGAAUGGAGACCCUCCUACCCUCAGGCUUAUUAAGGGAGAUGGCGAGGUCCUAGAGGAAAUCGUAACCAAAGAACGACACAGAGAGAUCAACAAGCAAGCCACCCGAGGGGACGGUCUGGCCUUCCAGAUGCGAGCUGGGUUGCUUCCCUGAGGGCCCCGGCUGGCCAAGGCCUGUGGACAGUGCUGGCAGCCCAGCCUGGGCAGGCCUCAGGGUGGCGAUGGGAAGCCUAGUGGGUGCUGGUGACCUUUCCCCCAUGGAUUGGCCUCUGGCCCAGCCCAGCCUCUUCUUAGGGGCAGGGGGUGGAGGAUGGGGUUACGGCCUGCUUAGCACCAUCUGAAAGACCAGUGCUUCACAGCUAUUAAAGGCUUCCUGGUUUGAAA